AACAAACACUGUUCGUGUGCAGCCCAGCAGUGAUUGAGAAACAUUAGCUCUGAAAUCGCUGUGGUUCUGGCCGGUGUCUGUUUAAUUGGACCUCUCAAGCGCAUGACACUGAGGAGCGACUCUUUCACAGCAAUGCCUGCGCCUACAGGCUCUGCCGCAGUUGCAAAGAUUCCGCGAUUCCCCGCCGCUCAGUCCCCCUGUUCCGAGCGGGCAAAGUGCAUGUACAUGGGAGACAGGGCAGCCCACAAGAAGCACGGCUCUGGUGUCCAGGCUUGGGCAGACGGAUGCAGAUACGAGGGAGAAUUUGUGGACGACCUGAAGCACGAUUUCGGGGUGUUCACCUGGGCUAACGGGGAGGAGUACAGAGGAGAGUUUUUCAAAGACUAUCGCCAUGGGAAAGGCACUUACAGCUGGCCAGGGGGCACUCAGUUCACAGGGAAGUUUUACUUGAACCGCAAGGAGGGCUAUGGGACCCUGCAGCUGCCAGAUAGAACCACUUUCCUGGGGCUGUACAGAGCUGACGAGCGCUUUGGCCCUGGCAUGAUGAGAUACCCAGACGGGCGGCAGGAUGUGGGGCUGUGGCACAGGGAGCUGCUUGUAAAGCUGUGCACCCAUUUCCCUGGAGCUUUCACCCUGAGAGACUACCCUGAGCACUGCCUGGGCCUAGGAGAGGAGAGAGAGGAGGCUACUGCACCAGCAGAGCAAGACGAGGACCCCUUCUACUACCGCUACAAGCAGCUGCUCCAGGAACACGACCACUUUGUCCUGCCCCCUGGUAUCGCAAUGUACUCCACAGAUGCAGACCACCUUCCCCAGACCCCCUCACUCAGGACCCAGCUGGACUCCCGCUUCUCCGGGGGGGAGGAGAGGGGGAGGGGGAGCGGGGGUGCUGGCCAGGCGGAUCAGCAGGGGCUGCCCAGGACUGGCUCCUGCACUCUGAUGGCCAGGAUACAGGCACACAUCCACAAACACAGAAAGGGGGCGGAGGGGCUGGGCUGGGAUGUGGACUCUAUUCUGUCAGCAGAUCGCUCUGUGUUUGGACCCCCCGGCCCCCUGGAGCUCCACGCUCAGCAGAUGAUUGAAGAUGCGAGGCAGGGGAACUACCAGAGCAUCUACAGGAGCCUGCGGGAUGGGCUGGUACAUCCCGACCUCUCAGACGCAUCAGGGAACUCUACUCUCAUCACCGCUGCGGUCCAUGGCCAUAAUGAUGUGAUUAACAUCCUUCUAGACAAUGGUGCUGAUGUGGAUAAGCUGAACGACGAGGGCAUGUCUGCGCUGUCUGCCUGCUUCGUCCUAUACUACACGCCGCAGAGUUUUCAUGGCAACAUGGUCAAAGGGACCCAGGGCACAGCACAAAUGUUGCAGUCCAUAACCAAAGCAGAAGAGGUGGCUGAGCCAGCACCAUCUGAGAGACAGUCAGGAGGGAGCACCCAGCGUAGCAUCAUUGUGCGGGACGGGCGUGUCAAGCUCGGCAACAUCAUGUUGCAAGACUCCCCCCGCUGGGCCGAUGAGGACAGCGAGAGUGAGGAGAAGGAUUGGCUGAAGGAGACAAAGAGGGAGCUGCAGACAGGAGGGCUGGUAGGGGAGCAGGGGCAGGAGCAGGUGAAGAGAGACAGAGAGGAGUUUGACUCAGCCUGCAGUAUGCACUCCUACACUGUGGAAGCUUCUGAGAGAGCCCUGCAAAGCACCGGAGAAACACUGAGUAACAACACACAGCUCCGACCCAGCUCAUCCCAGGAGACUGUGCACAGGAUAGCCCAGCUCAAGGCAGAGCACAGGAGGAGGUGGGGUACCAUCCAGCUGCUGUUGUGCAGGGGGGCAGACCCCAGCGCGUCACAGGUGCCCAUGCCAGUGCUCUUCCUGGCAAUCCAAGCCAAAGACACAAAAGCAGUGCGUCACCUACUUGAGUGUCAGGCCAGAACAGACAUGCCACUGCCCAAAAAGCAAAAAGGUCUGUACCCCCUGCACAUGGCGGCUGGCCUGUCUGGGAAGGAAGGGGUCAGGAUCACAGAGCUGCUGCUGAACGCUCUGGCAGACCCAGACGUGCGAGCUCAGGAUGCCGAAGAAAUCUACGAGCCUGACAAGAAAGCCAGCACGGAACCCCCUCCAGGGUUCAGUUUGAAGUCCUCCAGCCCCAGUGGCCCACCGCCACAGUACUACCAAGCCCCUGCCGGCCUGCCAGAGGAAGGAGGGAGGACACCACUUCACGUGGCCUGCAUGAGGGACAGUGACUACCAGAAUGCCCGGGACGUAGUCGCACUGUUGCUGAAGCACAAGGCCAACCCCAACACACUGUGGAGCGGCCACUCCCCACUCUCAUUAGCUGUCGCCAGCGGCAAUGAUUUGGCUAUAGAGGAGCUCCUGGCAGGAGGCGCUGACCCAAACCUGCCGCUGUCCAGCCGAGUGGGGAGUGUGCUCUGUGCUGCUGUCAACAUCACCUACGAUGGCAAAAGAAACUCGCAACAGAAAACCACUCUGCUGGAGAGGCUGGUCAGUGCUGGUGCCAACAUCUUGAUGCCCAUUACAUUAGGGGACGAGUUCAGAACAGCUGUGGGCACCGCAGUGGACUAUGGAUACUAUGUGUUUUCUCAGGACUGGCGUAUCGCUCACACUCCCUACCAUGCCCUGACCUCCCGGGAGAGGGAGGUGUACAACUCACGCAGGAAUAUGCUGAACCUCAUGGGGGGGCUACUGCGCAGUGCUGCCGUGCAAAAGGAGAGGGAGCGUCUAGAUAAGGAGAAGCAGCAGUGCAUCCACAGUCGCAGUCCUAGCACUAAGUUUGUGUACACGGGGGCUGGAGCCUCUGCUCUCUCACCUGAACACUCCAACAGCAUCCAAGGUCAAACCAGGGCCAGGGCUCCAUUGAUAAGGAGGCCUCUCUUCAGGUACUGUUACCUGUGUGGGCGCUCAGUGGGGGUGCAUCUGGUGCCAUGCAGCCGCUGCCGAGAGGUGUAUUACUGCAGCAAGUCCUGCAAGCUCAAGGCCUGGAACGGCUGGCACAAGGAAGAGUGUAUCCACGUCGGAGGGAAGACUGGGACAACUCAUACUAAAGGAAAUGAACAGAGACGGGAAACGGGGAAGACUGGGACAACUCGUAUUAAAGGAAAUGAACAGAGACAAGAAGAGGGGAAGGCACAGGGAGGCAGGCAUGCCGAGAUGGAGGCUGCAGAGAUCUCUGAGAAUUACAGCUUCAACUGAACCAACGAUGCACUUUCAACAGGGAGGUUAAAAUAAUCAUAGGCAAGAAUACACAUGGCCUAAAAACAUGAGAACACACAGUUAAAUUGUAUUUCAAUU
Polyodon spathula (Mississippi paddlefish) is the source of this 3297-nucleotide messenger RNA. RefSeq names its product ankyrin repeat and MYND domain containing 1 (gene ankmy1). NCBI's taxonomy places the organism in Eukaryota, Metazoa, Chordata, Actinopteri, Acipenseriformes, Polyodontidae. The transcript is spliced from 20 exons. Gene Ontology annotation, molecular function: protein binding. The coding region runs from base 103 to 3198 and encodes 1031 amino acids. The record is from RefSeq and is a predicted model, not a curated record.